Messenger RNA from Aphanomyces astaci, 609 nucleotides. RefSeq lists its product as hypothetical. The transcript is spliced from 3 exons. Lineage: Eukaryota; Oomycota; Saprolegniomycetes; Saprolegniales; Verrucalvaceae. The record is from RefSeq and is a predicted model, not a curated record. Bases 1 to 609 code for a protein of 202 amino acids.
AUGGCUACAACAACUGACGAAAGCGACACCACGCCGCUUCCCACAGGAAAGUUCGCAUGUUGCCACGACAUCAUGCUGCUCCAACAGGUGUCCCUGUCGCGACCGUGGGAGGGUGAAUACGGGAAGGUGAUGACGAUCUGGGCCGAGGUUGCGACAGAGUUGAACCGCAUGCCUGGAUUUUCAAUGGUGAAGAAGCCGGGCGCGCUGAAGACCAGGUUCGAAUACCUGUUGGCAAAGCACGAGAAGGGGGAGAACAUCAAGUUGCGCGUGGACGAUUUUGCCGAGAACGAAGCCGUGCGCAAGGAUGCUGCGAAGCGGAAACUGGAAGGCGUCGAGAAUUCGGGAUUGAUCAUGCGCCAAUUGGCCAUGGCAGAGCUUGGAAUGUCUGCCGAGAAGACCGAGGACGCUGAGAUCACUCCGAUCAAGCGGCGCAAGAAGUCGAAGAAACCAGCUCCAACCCUCGAUAUAGCGAGCCUUAUGGGCAUCAUUCGUGAAGGCAUUGAGGACAAGGAGCGGCGUGAGGCGCAGCGUUUACAAUAUGAUCGUGAACAAGCUAAUCGCCAUGCUGAGCAGCUUGCUGCGCAACAACGUGUCUUGACCAACAAUUAG